This is a messenger RNA of Wasmannia auropunctata (little fire ant), 4989 nucleotides long. RefSeq lists its product as uncharacterized. The transcript is spliced from 2 exons. Bases 263 to 4303 code for a protein of 1346 amino acids. The record is from RefSeq and is a predicted model, not a curated record. Lineage: Eukaryota; Metazoa; Arthropoda; Insecta; Hymenoptera; Formicidae.
UCCUGCCAGUUUCCCGCGGCUCUUGUUCGUACCCGACGUCGAUUGCACUCUGCGGAAGAAGCGAUUUUUUUUCGACGUCGAAAAGCCAGCGCGAAAUUGUUAUUCGCGAAUACUAUACGUUCGAUCAAAACGUGUUACAUUGAAAAUCGUGUGUGGAUAGAUUAGUGAACAAUCGCAGGAGCAUCGCGGAAAUCGGGAGAAGCCAAAGGGAAGCCUCGGCCCGUCGGUGAUCCAUUGAUUUUCCACAUAAUCGAGGCAUCGUAUGCGAGAGAUGCGGGGACGCCCGUGGACGCUCCUCGCCCUUCUGGCAUGUGUGUCAGGCGAAUAUCUGAUGGGCGGCCACCUGGACAACAAUGCCAGGUCAAAGACCCGAUCCGGCAAGACCGACGGCUCCUCCACGUCGGAACGCAAGACGCGUCUGGACGACCUUGACCUGGAUCUCGUGGCGGCGGAGAGCACCGUUGCUGCUGUCGCUGCCGCUGGCGGUGAGGCUUUAACCGGCGACGACGGUGACGUUCCGCGUUACCAUAUCCCGUAUCCUUUCGCCUUCAACGGCGGCAAGCCGUUCUCGCUGGAGAAGGACCCGAUAACCGGUAAGAUCGAUUUCGAGAAGGCGCCGCCCGUCAAAGCCCUCAACUAUACCGGUCGUUAUCGCGAGCGAGGUGAUAAAGAGAGCAAAGACGGCGGCGGCGAUAACGGGGGCGACGAGGAGGGCGCGUACGCGGAGCAGGAAAAGACGAGGAACAAGGAUCGGAACGACGCCGGCCCGAACGAGAUCAACGCGCAAACGCCCAACUUUCAUGAUUUCCUAAACUUGCCCGUCCAUUAUUCCUCGACGGACAAAUACGGGAACGACAAGUACCCGUUGAUCUCCAGCUCGUACGCGAAUACGAAGGUGCAGAGCGGCGCCAACAGCUACAGCACGUACAAUCACAGACCUUAUCAUCCGGAGAGCGAACUGCAUGUACAUUCCGUACACAGAAACCCGUACACGCCGAUAACAAAAACGAGCACGCACAGGACUACGACCGCCAGCGAUUUCAAUGCGAGGUGGACAAGUACGACGAGUCCGUCGACGACUAUGACUUCCGCAUUGCCGAGCACGGCGAACUCGUCGCACACCGUGCUUCCUACUUCGACCCAACCACCUAUUGUAACCACGUGGAAGCCGCCCGGUACUCCGAUCACGUUUCACUCGAUCGACCGUGCGGAGGAAAAUGAGAAGAAUCUUCUGCCGAUAGAGAAGCUGCACGCCUCCGUGGGAUCUCAUCGAAAUCCGAGCGACGUUUCGACGCAGUCCUCGAGCGAUGGGACGACGACCACGGUCACCUCUCGUUACAAGGACCAAUCGAAUCUCAACAAUUUCGUGGUAUCCCACGCGAAGCCCGAAAUGAAACCGGAAGCGCAAAACGAAGAGCAUAAAGACUCCUACGAUACUUACGAGUCAGACGGCGAAAGCGACGCGGACAAUGAAGACAACUAUUACUUCUUCUCGUUCGGAGAUUUAUUAAAGGAGGAUCCGCCACCGUCGACACCGUCCACGACCACUUCCAGCACAACAAUAUCGACGACGACUGCGAGCACCACCACGACGACGGUUGCCGCGUCGCCGGCAGAGACCACAACGUCGACCACGGCUGUACCUUCGCGACCCCCCGUAUCUCCGACGCUGCCCACGCUAAAAAAAGACGUACCUUCAAACAGACCACUGCAAUUUCUAACGAUGCCGCAACAUCCGAUCGUUCCUCUCUCGUCCUUGAGCAACGAUCGAAGACCGGGCAUUACGGAGCAUUACGACGGCGUAAUCAGUCACGGAUACAGGCCGAGCCCGAUAAUCAAGUCGGAACCGGACAGAAUCGGAGCCGGAGCCGUGGUCGAGAGCACGAGUAACAUCGUGAUACCGCCGGAUCAGGACACCGUGUCUUUCGUUCUGGGAAAUCGCCAGAACGUCGACGGUGGUUAUUAUUCAGUCGGGACAGCCGUCGGAGAGAAUCCCUACGGCGGCGGCCUGUCCGAGACCGACGCUCUGUUCUGGCCGCUGCGUAACGAUCCACACGAUCCCACGAAGGAAGUCAAACACGAGCACAUGCCCGUUUCCGUUGUCGAACCGAAUCCCGACCGCGUUACGCAGAAGUGGGUCUGGCCGUCCAGCCCGAGUCCUCCGAGAGGCAGCAACGAGGUCGAUCUGACGAGACUUCAAAGUCCCCUCAUCGCCGUCGCGGGCACGGUGGUUCACGACACGAAGAAUCCAAACAAGGAAAAGGAUUCCGGCCACGUCAUUUUCCCGGACGACGAAACGAGGAACAAGGACGCAUUGACGGAGGAGCACAUCGUGAUCAUAAACGAAGCGGACGGCAGUAUUCGCGAGUUACCGCCCAAAACGACGUUGACGGCAACGUCGAAUAAAACGAAGCUCAAUCCUCCCAUGGACGAUAUCAUCGGGGAUCUGCCGCAGCUCGCCGAGGACCUGGUGCCGCCCGUGGAGAGCUCCAAGCCGUCGUCCCAUUACUAUCAUUACCAGUUCGAUACGUCGAGGCCGAAUCACUCGAGGCCGCCGCAGAGAUUACCCUUACCGCCGCGUGUCAAGCCGCACUCGGGGCCGCCGGUACCUCCCCCGUUGGACGUGAGGAAACGUCCGUACUCGCCGGACCAGAAACUGCCCAACAUCCUGCCGCAGUUCCGUCCUAACGCGAAAGCGUCGCACGGUCAUCGCGGUCCGGACGUAAUAGGGACGAUGCCGGCCGGGCAAGGUGCACCCACGAGAAUCAGGCAACCGUUGCCGGCUCGUCAGCCGUCACGAAGACCUAUGCUGCCGGCACCCUCGUACCUUCAGCGUCUGAAUCCACCGCCGCCGCCGAUCCACGCGGUCAGACUGGCCUUCACGCCGACCUCGAAGGUGGACAGCGUCGUCCUACCUCACGAGACGGAACCGACGAUACGAAGACUUCGUCCUCCGCACGGGGUACCGCCCGUGUCGCGCGGGGGCGGCCUGGAGGAGAACGCGCCGUCGAAUCGAUUGUUCGCUCACGGUGACGGCAGCGACGGCGAGAUCGGCGAGAACAGGAAGGAGGAUCGGGGUAAGAGCGAGAUAAUCGCGGACGAACGCGAGAACGAGGGCUCGGAAAGGUAUCCGGAGGAACCGCCGAUGACACCACCGAGGCCGCCGCUGUUCCCGAAGCGCAGAACGGCGGAUCCCCCGCACGUUACGACUCUGCAGAUGAUACAGCAUCACGGUGAAUUCGGCGACGUGGGCGAUGACGAGGCUCAGCCCCCCGUGGAACCUAUGCUCGCCCACGAAGCGGAUCGCCGAAAAUCGGACAAUCACGAUCCGUCGGAAAUACCGGAGCAACCCGUGUACGUCGUGUAUCCGGUCAACACCGCGGUCAACAUACACCCGGACGAUUCCAACGAGAAGGACGGCAGCGUCGUCGUGGGUACGCGGGGCCCUCAGCGACCGCUACCGCCCGAUACUCUGCUGCAAAACGAGGACGAUACGCACACCGUCUACAACGGCAGACCUGUCGCCCUGGACUUCCCGUAUCCGCUUGAACGACCUGAUCCAUCGUCCGUUUUUCCCACCGUGAAGGAGACCCCCGUGCUGAUACCCAGCGAGCAGCGACAGCAGGCUGCUGCAAUCGCGAACGAGCGAGAAAACGAGAAGAACGAAGCGGUGAAUGUGAUCCCGUAUUUGCAGGACUUCCUGCCGUACCGAAAGAAGAACGAUGCGGCGAUCUCUGUGACGCUGCAUCGCACAGCAUCGAUCGCGUCGUCAUCAAGUUCGAUGUCAACCGCGUCGACGUCGACCUCGACGCCAAUCGCUUACGUGUACACGCCGACGUACGCGCCAUAUCCGGCGCAUCUCGAUGAAGAUCUCGAUGGCAACGACGACGUUACGAGCAUCGACGCGAAGCAGACGGUGCUGUUGCCUUCGCAGCAGCCGUCCAGCUCCUCCAGCUCGGCACCAGCACCGCAAAACUUCAUGGCUCCUUUCGUCGCGAGUAUGAGCGCCGAGACGCCUAGCAAGAACGGCUGGAGCGUCGUCGUGGUCGAGCCGCCCGCGGGAGCGGAGAGAAAGUCGGACAGCGACAGCGAGGCGAAACCUGCCGACUCGGAGAACGACGCGCAGACCGAAAGAAGCGAGUUCGACGCCGACAACUUUAAGCCGCAGCUCUUCGGCGGUUUUAAGCCGCUCUACGAGUUCCCCAGCGAGAACGCGGAGCGUCACGACGUCGCCGACGCGGACGCCGAAAUAAACAUGCCCAGGCACUCCAAAGAACUGCUGCCUGUACCUGAUAAGGGAUAAACUCGUAUAGGAUACCGCAGACGCACUUCGCUUCUUUUCUCUUGAGUCUUGCUCUCGGACAUUUCGCUCGCACUUUAUUAUUACUCUUCUCGCGUAUAUGUAAACGAAAACGUUAGCGAAAGCGAAAACGAAAGCGAGACAUACGUGCGUAGCAACGAGAAUGAAGAGCGAAUGUCCGACGCGCGCUGCUCGAUGAAAAGCUACUUCGCAGUAGAGCCAACUCGAAUGGUAGAAGACUGUACUCUAUUUUCACUCCGCUUAAUGUAUAAGAAACGUCGCGAUACGAAAUGAUAUUUAAUUUAUGAAAUGACUUGCAUCUGUUAAGCUCCGCCUGCGGCAGCGUUAACAUCAGCUGAAUAUUAGUGGAGCGUAGAAAAUAUUGAUGCACGUAUCGUUAAGUAUGAACGUAUCAAAAGUAUCGAAUAAAAAUAUUAACGUAAGUUUUUUAUGGGCAAUACUUUUGCAACGUUUUGUAUUAUAUUAAGUAUUCCCAUUGAAAAAAUGCAAAAAUUAUACCUUAUACUUUCUCACGUAAUUUCGUGCUUAUACCUAUAUUAUAUCGCAAAAUCGCUUGUAAUAUUUUUUGUAAAAAUCAGUUAUUUAUUAUCUAUAUGACAUUCAGUAUAUUUUUAUGUAAAAAAUUUCUCAUGUAAACGUGUAGAAAUUAAAUAGUCUAUAUAUAAAAA